Messenger RNA from Anguilla rostrata (American eel), 4786 nucleotides. RefSeq names its product heparan sulfate glucosamine 3-O-sulfotransferase 4-like. The record is from RefSeq and is a predicted model, not a curated record. Gene Ontology annotation, molecular function: [heparan sulfate]-glucosamine 3-sulfotransferase activity. Bases 831 to 2099 code for a protein of 422 amino acids. NCBI's taxonomy places the organism in Eukaryota, Metazoa, Chordata, Actinopteri, Anguilliformes, Anguillidae. The transcript is spliced from 2 exons.
UUCUUAAAUUCUCGAACGGAUUGAAGUCCUGCUGUAGUAGACCGUGGGUGCGCUCGGUGUUUUAGUUGAUGUGCCGCGAGUGUUCUGAUGAGCUCACAUUGCUGAUGCACACAUCGUGUCUACCAAUCAACAAAAGGCGUUAGGACAGCAGGCAAGCCUCCCAACUAGUCGAGAGAGUCAAUGAAUAUUAAUACAGAGGCAGCUCACUUUCAUCCACACAAACUUAGCACAUUAUCAAAGGAAAGACUGCUGUCAACAGAGCAAGGUCCAUGAAAAUUUCAACAACAUUAUUUGGAUGUACACUCAUCGGAUUCGUAAUUGUUCAUUUUUAAAUCGGCGUUUCGCACGGCAGUGGUGGUGAGGAAGGCACAAAAAAGCCGCGAGGGACGUGUAGCAGAUGAAGACGUGCCUCGCACACUACUUCCAAGACUUUGGCAAUUGCUAGAUUUUUUUUCUUUAAAAUGUCAAGACUUCCUCCAUCACGGUCUGUCCAAUGCAAGCAGAGCCGCUCAUUUGGAAGGAUGCUGGAUCGCAGCCUUUCUAAUCCAAAGGUCCGGUCCUAUAAAUUGUGACAAAGGCUGUCACCGUUGAAAUAAGUAAUCGAUAUUCCAGAAUGCGUGGCGAUAUUCUUUUAGAAUCUUAACGAUCAUUGCCCCCACUCUUCCUCACUGUGCGUCUAGGGCUUUCUUUUAAGGUGAGUGGUCCAGUAUACUUGCAGUUUCAGCAGGAACAUUGCUGAUAGUGACAGAUUAUUAUUGUUGAGGGUCCAUGAGAGACUUUGGGUGAAAACAUGUCUAGCCACUUCUCUGUGAGGAUCACUGCUAUCAGAGAUGGCAUUUUGGUCCAGCACUUCAGUUUUUACCUCUAAAGUGCCACGGAAGAUCCUAUUCAUGUUUACUCUCUCCAUCUCUGUCACCUACCUGUUCUAUAGCUUGAUGAGCUGCUACAACUCGUUACAGUUCCCCUUGCAAGAGAACUACGUGUAUCAAGCGAGACUUGUGACAGAGGAGACAACUUUCGUUGCUUUCAGAGAGAAACUUUAUUCCGCCACAUCCCAGGGUUAUUUUGGCGAGGACCUGGUCGAAAGGACCGUCACCGAGCAGACGGUCGCGGGAUAUGCCGUCUCUACCCUCGGCCAGCCAGAUAAUGUGGCUAGCGAACAGAGGGCAACGGAAUGGGUCAGAACACAGCUUGCUCCGACUGAAAUGAUCGCAGGUGCUCAGAAUGCAGUUUUUGAGAGAGAGCACCAGGAAUCCAGCACCACGGACGACGAGCUCAGCAGAAGGGGGAAUAGCACCCCGGAUUAUGGGGAGAAAAAAUUGCCCCAGGCCAUCAUAAUUGGGGUGAAGAAAGGGGGCACCAGGGCUCUUUUGGAGGCUUUAAGGGUUCACCCCGACGUCAGAGCAGUUGGGGUUGAGCCCCAUUUUUUUGACAGGAACUACGAGAAAGGACUCGAUUGGUACAGGGACCUGAUGCCGUCGACACUGGAAGGCCAGAUCACCAUGGAGAAGACGCCCAGUUACUUUGUGACCCAUGAUGCCCCCAAACGCAUCCACUCCAUGGCUAGAGACACCAAACUAAUCAUUGUGGUCCGCAACCCUGUGACCAGAGCUAUUUCUGACUAUACUCAGACUCUCUCCAAAAGACCUGAGAUACCCACAUUUGAGGUGCUGGCCUUCAAGAACAGGACCCUGGGUUUGAUAGAUGCCUCGUGGAGUGCACUGCGGAUCGGGAUAUAUGCGCUGCACCUGGAGAGCUGGAUGCAGUAUUUCCCUCUUUCACAGAUACACUUUGUCAGUGGAGAAAGGCUUAUCGUUGAUCCAGCAGGAGAGAUGGCCAAAGUGCAGGACUUCCUUGGACUCAAGAGGAUCGUCACAGAUAAACACUUCUAUUUCAAUAAAACAAAAGGGUUUCCCUGCCUGAAGAAGCCAGAGGACAGCAGUGCCCCGCGGUGCCUUGGGAAGUCCAAAGGCAGAACUCAUCCCAAAAUAGACCCCGAUGUGAUACACAGAUUACACAAAUUUUACAAGCCCUUUAACAUGAUGUUUUACCAAAUGACAGGGCAGAACUUCCAGUGGGAGCAGGAAGAGAAGCAGUGACUCUCACAGUCCUCUCAGGCCUGCCAGACUGCAGCAGUGCACAGUGACAUGCUCCGCUUCCUUGUAGCAGAGAGUCCCAUCCUGCAUCAUUACUGUAAGGCUGGACACACCAGUCAGUCACCCCUUUCUUUGCAAACUGUUUCCAUCCACAGCAGGAGUUUGCAGAUUCUUCUCGAUAUUAGUAGGGGUGGAGGUGGCAAUCACUGUUGUAUAUAUUAUAUAUAUAGAUAUAGUUUUAUUUGUAAAAAAAAAAAAAAAAAAAAAAAGAAAGUGAGAUGACUUUAUUUCUUUUGAAAUCAAAGAGGAUAUACUAUACAAAUCAAGGCAAACAACCUGCAACAAUUCAUGCUAAGUGUCCUUAAUAUGUGAUUUGCUUCUUGAAUAUUGUUGAGUAAAGAAUGCAUCUUCCUGAGUUUGCUAGUACAUUAGGAUGACAUCGGUGGGGUAAAUACUUUAGUUUUGUCUUUAUUUCAAACAAACCAUUAGUAUUUUGUGUCUUUCAUAUUUGCACUGAAGAACUACUGAAAGAAGCCAUCCAGAAAGCUUCUCCCCCAUCAGCAUUACAUUAGGUGGCAUUAGUCUUUAUCUCUGAAUUCUGCACAAAGUGAGACAAUCGAUAUAGCAUUUUAUUUGUUAAUGGCAGCCACGAUGAUGGCACUUUUUGCGCCUCUGCUCUGCAAUGUUUUCUGGCCAUACAAGAUUGAUUUGGCUUGCUGCUGCCAUGCAUGUCUAUCACUCAGGGGAUGCCAAGUCAGCCUGCUUGUGCUACGAGUAAUCGGAUCAAUCAAGGUAAGCUCUGCAUUGCCCUUGAGAGCCCCCCUGAACGCCAGAAACACAACAUUUCACACCCAGGCUGUGCUGCACAGGCUACUAUUAGAAGCCUGUGCUGUGAAGUUGCAUUCAUCCCCUCUAACAAGGCCUCAUACGUCACCGUAAUUCCACCCUUUCAGCAUGGAAUUACCUCCGACUGCCGUAUUAUGGAGCUGGAUGACAGGUAAAUGUGUAUAAAGAGUGCUGUAAUUCCUGCACAGAUCACCUGAAAUUAAUGCUGACAGUCUGCACUUUAACCUCAUAUUCAUUAUUUCCAUUCCAAAUCCAAUGUGCUGGAGUGAAGAGCUAAAACAGCAGCAAUUGUGUCGCUGUCCAAAUACUGACAGACUGGACUGUAUAUAUAGGCAUGAAAGAUAUUGAUAUUUCUUAUGAAACCAUAUUGGGAAAUAAUUAGCCACAGGCGCUCACAGACCAUAAGAAAUCUGAUCUCAUGGACACUCAAGAACAUCUCUCCCGAAGCUAAACAUGAGAGGUGCAUUACUACUCGCACUACAGAAGACCCUGUAAUUUCAAUGGGGUGAGGGUUCGGUAAAUUAACAUAAUAUGUAUCCACAACUUUCUUGAGAAAUGCACCACAUAAAAAGGGAACAGCCUCACUGAUUAAGAAAUUUGUUGGCAAAAUAUGAAUCAUUACAAAAGCUAUAGACAGAAGUUGACAGUUAGAAUGAUUAAUUAUAAAGAUACAUACUGACUGGAAAAAAGUUGCACAAUACCUAAAAGCAUCCCUCCUUUCUUACACAAUGGCCAAGUACCCACCGGCUAUUCGUUAUAGUCAGUAAUGAACCUGUUAUCUCCUUUUUGUAAUUUUACAGUAAAAAGAGCUAUUUGGAUUUUACUUUUGCAAUACAAAUUUCAUUUUAAUAUUUUACAGUUAUAAGACAGGAGGCAGAGCCUAGCCUGUGGAUCAGUGGUCAGCAGUAUAGUGAGUUUACGAUAAAGAUGGACAGGAAAAAAAUGAAUGAGAGAAAAAAAAACUCCUUUUCUCUUUCAACCCUAAACAAAUUAGUACUAAACGAAUCCUUCCCAGUCACAUCUUUAAAAUAUGUUAGUUUACCCCACAGUAACUGUUAAAGGGAACAUUGGCAAUCCGGGACACUUCACUCUGUCUCAUGAAUUUAAUCAGUAACAUUGCAGAUGCAGAGUGCUUAUAUGUUUCUCUAAUAUCGCUGUGACAUCUUGUUAAGCAUAUAACAUCUGAAGUGCUACAUCAAAUUUACAAGCCAUCCAGUUAAUAUGCUUUUCAGACUGUAUAGAUAUUUUUUUCUUUGUUCACAAUGGCUCUCAUAAUUGCUGCAGAAUUGCAUAAUUUCUUGCAUAUUUAUUAAUUUUCACAUGAAAAGUAUUUUAUGUGGGAACAAAAAUUGAUAUGUAAUGAAAUUAACAAUACCAUAUAAAAUGUAUAAUUACCAAUGUGAUUCUUUCAUCUUUAAGUGUUAUUUAUUUCGAAAGUAAAUUUAUGAAGUGACUAUUUCCAUCAUGUAUUCCAAGAAAAUAAGGGUAUGGUCUAUGUUAUGAAAAUUGGCCAGUGUUUUCACAACAGUGGAAUGUUCAAAAUUUACAGGGAAAAUUCAAACUCGGCAGACCAAAGGAACUGUGUUUUAAUAUACAAUAUAUUACAUACUCUCUCUCUCUCUCUCUCUCUCUGUCUCUCUCUCUCUCACACACACACACACACACACACACUCAAAUAAAAUGAUAAAAAAUCCUGUGUAAUUAAUUUUGAAGUAUUCUUCCCCCUACAACCAAUUUAUUUCAUAACAGGUUAUGAAAUAUCAACAUGUUCUUUUAUCUCUUUUUCUGCUAGUGCCUAUACACUCAGAUAGAUGAUCAUUAGAAUUAAACACAGCCAUAUUGAG